Emericellopsis atlantica is the source of this 2676-nucleotide messenger RNA. RefSeq lists its product as uncharacterized. Lineage: Eukaryota; Fungi; Ascomycota; Sordariomycetes; Hypocreales; Bionectriaceae. Gene Ontology annotation, molecular function: GTPase activity; GTP binding. Bases 1 to 2676 code for a protein of 891 amino acids. The record is from RefSeq and is a predicted model, not a curated record. Gene Ontology annotation, cellular component: mitochondrial outer membrane. Gene Ontology annotation, biological process: mitochondrial fusion. The transcript has 2 exons.
AUGAGCGAGGACUAUUUCUCAGGGAAGGGAAAGGCUCCGAUGUCAUCGGAGCCUAGAGAAUCAGAUGACAAAUCCGACAGCAAUAACUUGCCAGCGGACGGCCCUAGCAACAUCAAAUCCAUGACGGUCGGCAACGGGUUGACAUCGCGACACAUCGCGCAUGUCCAGAACAUGUUGAACAAUGAGUACGAUUCGGGAUACGGGGGCAGCAUUGCGGAUGCUGAUCAUCCUGGCAUGUCGUCCGCGGUCGGCAGCCCUCAGCACGGUCAACCACAAUCAGGGGCCAUUCACCAAAUGUGGUACAACCAGCAAAUGGCAUCUCUCAGCCGCUCGAUAGGAAAGGCACUCGAACUUCUCAAGGGACUCAGGGAGAUGAACGAAUCAUGGCCAGCUCACUAUCCUUCGGUGCAGCGUGCUGAUGUGUCUUCUCCAGAAAGACCACAGUCGCGGCCAGGCCUGGGCCACGCGUAUUCCACCAUGGGCGAUGUCGACAACAACGGCCCCGAGGCACCACCACCGCAGUUGCGACGAGCGAUGACCUCUCUGGAAGCGAAUGACGCCGAGUCGAGCCGAGCCGCGGAGAACCGGGUCCCCGAGCCACCUCGCCUCGUUACACCUCAGAUCGCGCAAGAGUUCUCCAUCCUGAAGCUUGACCUGAAGCUAGGCGCGCUGAGCCAGGUAGAGCUUGUUCACUCUCUGGAGAAGAACUCGAUCGCAUCCUUGUUGGAUGGCAAGAUCAGUACCAGUAUCAAGCAUCUCAUCUCGCUGCGAGAUCGUAUCUCCGAUACUGCCAGCAAAGUCCUCAUCACCGGAGACUUGAACGCUGGAAAGUCUACAUUCUGCAAUGCUCUGCUGCGCCGCAAGGUUCUCCCCGAAGAUCAACAACCAUGCACGUCAAUCUUUUGCGAGGUGUUGGACGCUCGCGAGAACUCGAACGUCGAGGAAGUACAUGCCGUGCACAAUGGAAGCGUCUAUGACCGGAUUGAUGAGUCGACAUAUGACGUCUAUUCGCUACAAGAAUUGGAGAAGAUUGUGGUGGACAACGACAAAUACACCCAAUGCAAAGUGUAUGUGAAGGACUCGCGGACGAUUGAUGAAUCACUACUCAACAACGGGGUGGUCGACAUCGCGCUCAUCGACGCCCCUGGUCUCAACUCGGACACGACGAAAACGACGGCUAUCUUCGCACGACAAGAGGAAAUUGAUGUGGUUGUCUUCGUCGUUUCUGCGGCAAAUCACUUUACACAGUCAGCCAAGGAAUUCAUCUGGGCGGCUGCGGCGGAAAAAGCGUACAUCUUCAUUGUCGUCAACGGAUAUGACACGAUUCGUGACAAGGAGCGAUGCAAGAAGCUGGUGCUCGACCAGGUCUCGGGGUUGAGUCCACGCACGCACAAGGAGUCAGACGAGCUCGUGCACUUUGUGUCGAGCAAUGCAGUACCAGUUGGUGGACCGGGUGGAAGCGGAGGCGACGGGGACGACGAUCCGGAUGAUGGUGACAAGGGCAAGGGCAAGGCCGACGCUGCGGACAAGGUACGCGACUUUGAGGCGGCUGAACAGUCGUUGCGGAGAUUCGUCCUGGAAAAGCGCGCUCGUUCCAAGCUCGCUCCGGCGCGGACCUACUUGCUGAAUAUCCUGAACGACGUCCACACGCUAGCGUCCGUCAAUUACGGUGUUGCGCAGUCUGAACUGGAUCGUGUACGGCGCGAGUUGAAGGAGAUUGAGCCUCAGCUUGAUUCUAGCAGGAAAGCCCGAAACGAGGUUAGCGACCAGAUUGAUCACAACAUCGAGGAGACGUGCAAGGAGGUUUACGACAACACGCGAUCUGAACUGACGUCGUCUAUCGAAUACGCCGGGAACUACAGCUACGACUUGCCUUAUCCUGGUCUCUUUGGCGCAUUCCAGUAUGCGGAGGAUCUGAAGGCGGCCAUGCUUUCUCACAUUACUCAAACAGUCGCCAAGUGCGAGGACUUUGCCAGGGCCAAGUCAGUACAGGGUGUCAACGCCACAAAGCAACUUGGAAUACUGCACGUUGGUGAUGAGUUCAAGAACCUCAAGUUCCUGCCCGACGUCAUGUUUCAGCGAAAGAAGGACGCCUUAGCUCGUCAGGUGGACAUCCCAACAGAGCUCUGGGACUUUGUUGAUUGGACAACGCUUUUGCAGCGACAGGAGAAGUUUGCCGGUACUGGCAUGGCGCUCACUGUCGCCGGUGCCGUGGUCCCUCGCAUGAUUGGUAUGAGCUCUUGGGUGGACCAGGCGCUCAUGGCCACACGCUUGGUGGGCAGCGGCAACUUGAGGACCCUUGUGAUACCAGGUCUUCUCGUUGCAGUGUUUGCCGCAUCCGCCUAUGUUGUGCAACAGAUUCCCAACUCCCUGCCGCCGCGCCUCGCCAACAAAAUCUCAGCCCAGCUUGCUGAGCUCGACUACGUCCACAGCAACUCCACACGUAUCGCCACGGCCGUGCGCCGUGUGCUCCGGGUUCCUGCCGACAAUCUCCGUGUCGGCCUAGAGCAGAGCGUGAAGGAACUCGGCGACCGCCGUGAGGAGACGAUCAAGGUCAAGGGCGAAAGCGAGCGGGCAUCCAAGUACUUCUCCAACCUGGUGCGCUCCAGCGAGAGCCAGAGGAACGACGUGCUUGCCAUUGACCUAGAUGCGCUACCUCACGGACAAGUGCAGUGA